Molecule: messenger RNA, 1609 nt
Organism: Electrophorus electricus (electric eel)
Lineage: Eukaryota; Metazoa; Chordata; Actinopteri; Gymnotiformes; Gymnotidae
Gene: foxl1
Product: forkhead box L1
Biological process (GO): cell differentiation; anatomical structure morphogenesis; regulation of transcription by RNA polymerase II
Molecular function (GO): RNA polymerase II cis-regulatory region sequence-specific DNA binding; DNA-binding transcription factor activity, RNA polymerase II-specific
Source: RefSeq, a predicted model, not a curated record
CUGAGCUUAAACUCUGAAGCUGAACCGGCACCGCAAUAACGGGACUCGGCGAUCAUGAGCUUGUACCAUAAUCAGGCACCGCAGCCUGGUAUGGGUCCCUCGGCUCUCACCUUGACCAAGUCACUGAUCUAUGUGUAUGGCGGCGAGGUUGGAGGCAUUAUCCCCUCGCUGGGAUUUGCCCCAGCAAGACAGGAGGCUCCUCAGAAGCCGCCCUUUAGCUACAUCGCACUUAUCGCAAUGGCCAUCAAAAACGCACCGGACAACCGCGCCACUCUGAGCGGCAUCUAUCAGUUCAUCAUGGACCGUUUCCCCUUCUACCACGACAACAAACAGGGCUGGCAGAACUCGAUCCGGCACAACCUCUCCCUGAACGACUGCUUCAUCAAAGUUCCCCGGGAGAAGGGGCGUCCGGGGAAAGGCAGCUACUGGACGCUGGACCCCAAAUGCCUGGACAUGUUCGAGAACGGGAACUACAGGAGAAGGAAGCGAAAGCCCAGACCACAGGACACAGGGGAGGCCAAGGCGAGCCACGUAAGAAACCGGGGGGUGGAAACGGUCGAUCAGCAGUCACAGGAGAAAGAGCACGGGAAUCCGUCUGAACACCCCAAAGUCCGCGGAGGACGGCGGAGUGCGACUCCGCAUUUGGCCGUGCACGGAACGUCAUCCACCAACCCUACGAAGAAGCACCCGACGGGUGCGAGACCCGGGUCCCCGAGCGAGGGGUCACGCGCAACACCGCUGGGAACGGACUCGAAACUGCACACGUCGCGCGCGAGCGAGACGAUCGCGGGGAGGAGGCCCGCGGACGCGCAAGGUAACGGUGACUUCGCUGGACACGAGCAGAUCCAUGAGGUUAAACCGGACGGAGCGACUCCAGAGAUGAACACUAGAAAAACAACCGACAGGUCGAAAGAGUUUAGCAUUGAUAGUAUUUUAUCGAAGAGGGUCGGUCAGUGCCAGAGACGGUGCAGCUGUGCAGACUCAGCGGUGACUCGCGUGGGAGCGCGCGAUCAUGCGCUCGCGUCGUCGCUCCUGCUGGGCGCACACGCGCCACCACUUUAUCCCAGGGGCCACCCGCUCUGCUCGUACGUGUCCUUGGUCCUCCCUGAAAAAGCGUUUCACCUUAGCGAGAAGACUGGCGAACAAUUAUUCUACUGAAUAUCUGGACAUGUUGCUACGGGAUGAAGGUAUCAAAUGAGUAAUAUUUAGUCUAGUUUCCGUAAGAACUGGAUGGGGUUCAACAAUCCUUUACCACUGUAAAUCACCCAUAAGAUUUCAAUUAAUUCAAUCAAGAUAUUGUAUUAUUAUUAUUGUUGUUGUUGUUCUUCUUGGCGGAGCUUCAGAUAUGGCUAGCAGUCCUUACGCUGCCGAUUAUCAGCCCUUACUGUGUACAUGUAAACGUUUAUUUGGACUAUGGUUAUUAUUAUGAUCCUUUCUGUGCUUGUAAGAGGGAUACAAGACGAAUUACAAGUUGUAUAAUGCUGUCGCUUUCUUCUCAAGUACCUCAUAGAUGAAACGCUUGUGGACAUUUUGGGGAAAAUAUAAUUGUUUGAAUGUUAAAGGAAUAAUCAUGGCAUGCAAUAAACAUGCCUAUUGUACAAAUAAAACA